Molecule: messenger RNA, 7425 nt
Organism: Rhipicephalus sanguineus (brown dog tick)
Lineage: Eukaryota; Metazoa; Arthropoda; Arachnida; Ixodida; Ixodidae
Product: dual specificity mitogen-activated protein kinase kinase 7
Biological process (GO): protein phosphorylation
Molecular function (GO): protein kinase activity; ATP binding
Source: RefSeq, a predicted model, not a curated record
UGGUAUUAUGCUGUAUCGCUGUAGUUUGCUUUAUGCGAAUACGCACUGGCGGCAUCUAAAGUAAUACAGAAACUGUUCAGAAUGGCGACCAUGGCGUCGUUUCAGAAUAAGCUAGCUGAUCUGCAAGCUAGACUUCGUGCGGAAAAUGACGCUAAGAAAAAGGACAAACUACCUCGUGAUCUCAACUUGAACUUUUCAAGCCCCCAGCACACGCCACGAUCCCGGCCCAAGCCUUUCCAGCUGAAUGAGAUGGCAGCACCUAGCAGACCUGUGAAGCAGUUUUCUCUGCCUACAUCAAGUCCAAUAAUUACACGACAAGAUAGUGGGGGGGAUUCUGAAAGCAAGCUGAAGGAGAUCCUGAAAGCUGGAAAUGUGCUCACCAUUGGUGGUCAACAGCAUCGGGUUGAGAUGGCUGACCUGGAGAAGCUUUGUGACCUGGGAUCAGGUACAUGUGGCCACGUGGUCAAAAUGCGCCACCGGCCCACAGGCAAAGUGCUGGCUGUCAAGCAGAUGCGGCGUUCAGGAAAUCGUGAGGAGAACAAGCGUAUCACCAUGGAUCUUGAGGCAAUCCUACGUUGCCGGGACUGUCCACACAUUGUUCAGUGUCUGGGAUACUUGAUUACUGAAGGUGAAGUGUGGAUCUGCAUGGAGCUCAUGGAGACAUGCCUUGACAAGCUGCUGAAGCGCCUCAGGCCACAUGCACUGCCUGAGGAUAUCCUUGGAAAGACUGCCCUUGGAGUACUUCGCGCCCUCCACUAUCUCAAGGAAAGCCAUGACCUGAUCCACCGAGAUGUGAAGCCGUCCAAUGUUCUACUUGACAGACAAGGUCGCGUUCGUCUUUGCGAUUUUGGCAUUAGUGGCCGCCUGGUGGACUCCAAGGCCCGCACACGCUCUGCCGGUUGUGCGGCGUACAUGGCUGUUGAGCUUGCCACUGGCCAGUUUCCUUAUCAGGAUUGUAAAACUGACUUUGAAGUUCUAAGCAGAGUCCUUCAGGAUGAGCCCCCUUCUUUGCCUGAUGAUGGCACUUUUUCAUCGGAGUUCUGCUCCUUUGUCAGGCAAUGCCUCACAAAAGACUACAACAAGAGGCCAAAGUACAAGAAACUUCUGGAACAUCCCUUCAUAAAGCGGUAUGAAACGAAAGAGGUGGAUGUAGCAGCAUGGCUAGCCAGAGUGAUGGACAACUCCCAAGAUGGCCAGUGAAAAGAGGCGGCUUAUGCAGACUCCCAUGGAAGCAGCAAGCAGAUGCCAAAUCGAAUGCUUGGUUUAGUUUCCAACCAGCAGCGGCUUUGCCCUCACAUGUCGACAUGUUUUUUUCAUGCGACUGAGCAGGAUGGCACAACACCAGAGUGUAGGAUCCACAUAAGAGGCUGGCAGGUCAUGCCCAUUUUUCAUAGCUGCCCAUCUUGGUGUCGCAGUGUGGAGCAAGGUAUGUAGGAUGCAGUGUACACAUGCAGCGACAACUUCGAUGAUGUCUUGCCAGUGUACACCAGAUACCACAAUCUGUGGCAAGUAUCUCACUGGUAUCUCUCUAACUUGUGCCACCCCUCCCCCCUUUGAUUUCACUACCUUUGAUAUCUUUGUGACACUGACACAAAGGUAGAUGGAGAAGGAGUCAAAAUAAGAGGAGACACUGGCCAUGUUUUAGCUGCUUUUUAUAACUGGUCUGCAUUGAAAGCUGUCAGUGCUUUCUGUGUACCUUGCUCCAUGGAAAAAAAAAUGCUUUUGCAUAGGGCCCAGCUUGGCUUGAAGAGCAGCACAGUCAUUUGGAUGCUGCAGUGCCAUUGCAAUGUUACCGAGUACCUCGCUUCUUCUGUUCUGUGUCCUCUGUUCCUGCUUUGAGGCCUAGGAAACACCAUUGGCCACAGAAAACUGCCCACAGGGUUGAAGACCACAGACAGGUACUGUAAAUGCUCCCAGCUGGUAGGAUGAGCUAUGUGUGUUCUGUUUGCCUCUGACAGCCAGUUUCCCAUGCAAAAGGAAGGUUUCUUUGUAAUAUCUUUAGGAAAAGGGUAUUUACUCUGAACAAAGGAAAAUCGACGUGUUGUGCACAAGUCUGAUAUUUGGCAGCAGGCACAAUGGGCAUUGCAGGACUACAUCACAGUAUGCAGAGUAUGGUUCUCAUUUUUAUGAGCUGAGAGUUAUGAGGCUGUGCCAGUUUCUUGGUUUUUCAACUGCCAAGGACUGUACUAUAAGGCAAUUUUUUAAAGCAAGUGGGGAGUUCAGGUUUUUACAAAUUGACGUGUUUUUAUAGUGUAUAGCGCCAUUUUGUACAUAUAUAUAUAUAUAUAAUAUGUGUCUGUCUGUCUGUCUUUAGUGUGUAUUAUAAACAUUUUAAUGCUGCUGAUUUUCAGUGAGCUGAAGUGGAACGUAUCUUGUAAUGCUUUUUAGUCCUUACUGUAAAAUUUAAGCUUGCUGUGUGCUACUAACGCAGUAUCUGUAUGUCCAUGCAGCCACCCUGCUCAGAUAGUAAACAUGCAAAUGCAAUCCUACUUUAUAUGGCCACUAAAGUGGCUUUGCAUUAGGACCUUGUUUCAAUGCAUUUAUUUUUUUGUAAAUGCUCAUGAAAGCAGCCUGGUGCAUGGUCCUUGGAACUUCUUAUUAAUGCCAAGCAUUAGUUUGUAAGUGCAAUGUCCUUUUUGCUAGUUGCUCACUAUUUACAAAAAAGAGUUCUUUCCUUUUGACUUUUUGCUUUUUAUUCGACUGCUUUUAUUGAGCACAAGCAUUAGAUCAUUCUGCCCACAGCAUUGUUUGUUACUGAGGCUUCUGUUCUUUUCAAAAAUUGUCUAUAAGGAAAAUGUCACAGUUGCAUAAAAUUUUUUUAGCCCUAAAGUAUAAUUUGCUCAUUGCACAAAGACCUGGUGCUUGGUUUGCUUUCCCUGUGACACCUGCAUAAAUGCUUGAAUGCAUGUAGAAAUUACUUAUUUCUUACACAGUACAUAAAAUUAGUGCGGCUCUGUUACUGAGCAGAGUACUGGAAAGAUUUCCACCACAGGUCGUUUGUCGGAGUACGGCUGAAAUCUACCAGUAUCUAUUUUCUUGGCCAGAUAAACCAUUGCACGGUGGAGUUAAACUUCGCUUUUUUUAGAAGCUUUAAUGAGAGCUUUUUACCCUUUAGUUAGUAACUGAAAAGUUGCUGCCCAAGACCGCCCCCCCCCCCCCCCCCCGCCCUCUCUCUUUUUAUAUGUUCGUGUACACUGUCCUUCUACUGGUUAUUUGUUCUGCAUCCAUUAAUGACAGAGUUACUAAGUACUGUUCCAAAUAGAGAAGCACAGUUCAUGGACAUAAUUUGAGUAGGACAUUUCGUGGCAUCUUGUUUGUAUUGUUGUGCUUCUGCUAGUAUUUGUCUUUGGGUCCUGUCAGUAGAUUCAGUUUUUCGUGGUGCAAAAUAUUCCACAUCAAAUUGCAUUUCACUUCACAGGGAUUAUGCUAUGGCUAGUUAAUGCUUGAACUAUAUAGGUGCAUUAGCUGUUCUGUUAAUCUGGUCCUGUGUGCAACUGCAGAUGCCACAUAGGUUAUGCCCGGUAAAUAUUUUUUUCUCCUUGUACCUUGCUUGCCCAGAUAUUCAACACGUCUUUGAAGUUUGUGACAGUUUUUGUUGUCGUAUAUUUAAGUAGGCAUUUUUGUAAAGAUUCAGGCUUUCUCCAACAUGUGUUGCCUCUGCCAGCUCCUUUACACUAUUUAACUAUGUGUGCCUGUUAGACAGGUUUAAGGGUAUACAGUUGUUGCUGUUACAUUACAUGGCUUGGUCUGCCAUUGUGAUAUAGAUGCUUGUGGAGAUGAGACAACUUUUUGUUCACACUCCAAGCUGGUCUUCAACCCUGUGGGAAAUGGUGUACAGCCGUGUUUAUGUAUAAACACAGCGGCUUGUCUCUUGUCUUGUUUGACUAGGCUAGGAUCUUCUCUUGCUCUUGAUGCGUUGUCCUACUUAAGUCACCCCCCCCCCCUAGCCGGCUGCUUCCGUGUUUUUGCUGGGAAGCAGCACGUGCAGAUGUGAUGUACAUAAUGUUUCACAACAGUGUAACCUAUAUAUUGUAGAUGAUUCACAUACUAUUAUGAUGUAAAUAUGAUUGAAUCGUGUGUAAGUAAUCCCUCUCUGUCGCAUGCAAAUGGAAAAGUCUUGUAGAGUAGAGGGGCAACCUGUGUAUGUGUGUGCUUUUUUUUUCCCCCCAUUGUGAAAAUGCGGCUAGUCAGUUUUUCUAUGUUUAUUCACAUGCUGCACUGAGUGAUGGGCAGCAGUCAUUGCUUGACUGCCGCUUUUGUGUGCAGUCAUGCAUACACAACCUCUGGAGACUUAAUUUAGGGUAUGGCUGGGUGCCCAUUGCAUUGCACAGCCUUUAGUUUCCUUUUGUGCCAUCGUUUGUGUGCAGGGGCUGUGAUGCUUUUUUUUACCUCAUUCUUUGUGAUGAGUUAGGCACACUACGGAACUGGGAUUGAGUUGAUGCUUAGUUGAAGUGUCACUAAAGUAUGUAUAGUUAAAAAAUGUGCUUGUAAAGUGGUGUUCAUCUUCAAUGAGGGGACCCUAAAACUGUUUAAUUUUUCUGCAAUGGCUCCAUGUGGCGUAAGUCUCUCCAUUUUUUUAGUGCUGCUCAUGUUGUGGCACUUCAAAAAACUGUAGGUAGUACAAAAGCCACAUUUCUGUCAUACAGGCUGUGUCCAUGCUCCUAGGGGGGCAAAAGUGGCUUUGUUUCACAUGAACGUCUUAGUAGCACGUCUCAAUUAUUGUGGCAUUCAUUACAGCAUAGACAGGCAACAUGAUGCUGCUGAUUCAUAAUUAAUCACAAGCCACCUUAGGUUGAUACAAAAACGCAGUAAAGUGGAACGAGGAGAUAAGUGCUUGCUUAUGGUCUUAAGUGGGUGCAAGAUGUGCACCGCCUUCCGAACUGUUCCAGAGUCCCCUUAACGAAUGCCGGUGUUGUCACACGCUUGUUUGGUGAGCAUUCUCAUCAGCGAGUUGUGUGCGGUAUUUUUUUAUUGAAUGGAAGCAUUGUGCUGCAAAGUAUAUGGGGCAGGGUUAAAAAGCAUUGUGGAUGCAUUGUUUUGGUAUGUAGUAGAUGCACGUGCUCUUCGAGCUGUCAUGUUGCUUUCUUUGUCGCUUCAAAGUGUCUGGUUGUGUUUCUUCUUGUCAAAUUUACGGGUUGUUUCUACUGCUCAUUUUUCGUCAUGCCCAUAGUAAGGAGACACCACAAAACACCAUGGGUGAGGGUGCACUGUUUUGUUGCUUGUUAAGCAAUAUGCAGUGAAUGGCAACUGUUGUUUACAGUCGUGUGCAACUUUAGAAGGCGGUGCCAUUUCCACCUCAAAGGCAGAUGCACCAAUGAGCAUGCGCUGUAGAUGUCGCAAGCCAGACGGUGGUGAGCCCCACCAUCGGAGAACACCACUGAGUGCAUGAGCGGAACUAUUUCUUUAGUCGCGAAGGCAUUCAGCCGCCACUUCGCUCUUCUGGGCAGGGCCUCUCUUGCCUUCUAAAAGCGGUCAUGAACCAGGCCUCAGGCUUGGUGAAAAACAUCCUGCAGAAAGCAAACACUUCUACUAUGAACAGCUCAGCCAGACCUUGCAGUCGUGCGCGGCAAGGAGAGUUUAGAAGCGGAGCACAAUGUUGCCAUUUUGUCUGGCGCCUUCUUAUCAUACAGAGGCCCAUGCUCGCACUGCGGAGCUGCCGGCACCUGCUGUUCUGCGUCAAUCAAAGGAUAGCAUGCUAUUGGCCAAUAGACGACAUAAAGAGCGGCGUUGGGAUAAGAUGCGCCUCUUGUUUGAGGUGCCGCCACGUGUCUGCGCCACGCUCCAUAGUCAUAGCUACACUAGUGCGCACAGGAAUCACAAUGGGGAAGAGUGAUUGCAUUUCAUGACGAGUGCUGGCGUAACUUCUUUCCCCCAUUCCAUCCCUCCCUGCGUAGCUUCCAGUGCGCUCGUCGGGACGAGAAAAGCGCUUAGAGCGUGCAACAAAUCCCUGCAACUCCGCUCGUUCUUGAUGGAUUCGAGAAAUUUUUUAGGAAAUUGAUUUGUGAGUCGACAAACUCUGAUACUGUGGUCAUUAAAUAAUGCAUGUUGUUGGGCGAGUCAGCCGUACAUCAUUAAACUAGGUGCUGCGCAAAAAGAAAAAACAUGGACAAAAAAAAAUAAUGAGGACGGGCGCAGACUCGCGAGUCUGCGCCCGUCCUCAUUAUCUUUCCGUCCAUGUUUCUUUUUUGCGCAGCGCCUUGUUUAAUGACUGAGGUCAUUCAAUGAUUACUUGGAAAAGUGGUUCAGGACUCCUUUAAGUUGCGUCCGACUGUAGUUCAGUAGCCCUCUUCCUUGGCAUGGAAAGCCCACAGGCAUAAAUGCUAAAGUGUACGAGACCAUGCAUGUAAUUCUUUUGACCCUGGCUUUGAUUUUUUAUUAUUUAUUUUAUUCAUGUUGUUGCUGUUAUGGUGAAUGUGAAAAAUGAGAACUGGGCUUCAGUAGUGCUGCCAGGCCUGCGUGUGAUGUGGUUGCUAAAAUGGUGAGGAGAUGAUUUAUUCGCUAAGUGUUCAAAAUGUUGCUACUGCACACACUGUUAAGUGUCAGCAGUGUCCCAUGUACGAUACAGUUCUGGUGCAGGUGAGGCAGUUUGCCUUGCCCACUCUCACAGCACUAUCUUAUGGUUCGAAAUGCACUCGUGCUGCUUUUGACAUGCUGUUCAGGCAAGCUGAUAUAAGCCAUCACUACCGGAAUCUUGCAAUUUAAGCAUUGGUAAAUGUCUCGUAACUGCUCUGCUCUUUAUCCAUCAUGUGGUUGGGUGUCAGUCUGUGUGGCACCUUUUCGUCGGUUUUAUCACAGACUGCAUGCCAUUCAGAUGUUCGUACUGUUUUAAUGUUACCCAGGAAUCUGUUAAAAGGAUACACUAGUCCUGCAGGGAAAUUCUACUAGAAAUUGCAACGUGCUAGUGGCCACAACGUAUUCAUUGUGUCCUGCAUGUGUGUACCAGUGCAUUAUCCCUUGACAGAGCAUGAAAGAACGUGACUGGCAUCAGUGGGUGAACCUGGUGUUUGCAGAUCGUGGGCAGUAAUUAUGUGGUGGUGCCGCUAUUUAUUUUGCAAGCUGUUUCUUUUAUCAAAGUGAUUUACAGAUAUGAUCUUCAAAGGCUGCUGGAGAGUGCAUUUAUUGAGGCUUUUUUUUUUUUAAAUAUGAAUUGGAGAACAAUUGCCUUCUCUACCACUUUUUUUUUUUUCAUCUUUACGUGACUGUCAAGCAGUAUGUGUGACCAGUGUGCAUUGUCAUGAACCAGGGGCAUGAUAUACACAAUCUGUCUCCAUCUGGCAGUGCCAACUGUGAUGCAUUGGGCAUUCUGCCUGCCCUGCUUGCCUGCUGGUUCCCUGUGGCGAAAUCUCGACUGAUAUACGCUAUUGUCGACGAGUGGGGCUCGAUUGUUUUGCAAGAUGCAAAUAAAAGUGGCAUUCUGCUCAUGAA